GCCCCCACCUGCCCAGCACCAUGAACCGCAGCAGCAGCAGCAGCACAGCUGAGAAGGCAGUGAGGACGCUGCUCUGGGGCUGUGAGCUCAAUCAGGAGAAGCGAACUUGGACCUGGAAGCCCCAAGUGGAGGGGAAGGAGAGCUGCAGGCUGUGGCUCAACACGAUCUGCCUGGGGGAGAAAGCCAAGGAGGAGGUGAACCGGGUGGAGGUGGUGCCUGGAGCCGGCCAGGAGGACAGGAAGGCGUCGCCUGUUACCAUUGCCUCCCUGCAGGCCUCCGUCCUGCCCAUGGUCGCCAUGGUGGAUCUGGAGCUGUCUCCUCCCAUCACGUUCCAGCUGCGGGCAGGCUCAGGCCCCGUGUUCAUCAGUGGUAAGGAAUGUUAUGAAACUUCAGACCCAGACUGGGAAGAGGAAGAAGAGGGAGAGGAGGAGGAGGGGGAGGAGGAGGAAGAUGAGGACUAUGACGAUGAAGAGGAGGAGGAGGACAUCUCCCUAGAGGAGAGCCCUGUCAAACCAGCCAAAAGGCAGGCGCCUCUGAAGCAGUCGAGUGUUGCUAAGAAGAAAAAGCUGGCGAAAGAGGAGGCGGCAGUGAGGUAA
This is a messenger RNA of Lepus europaeus (European hare), 596 nucleotides long. It is a transcript of the gene NPM2, whose product is annotated as nucleophosmin/nucleoplasmin 2. Gene Ontology annotation, biological process: chromatin remodeling; positive regulation of DNA replication. Bases 21 to 596 code for a protein of 191 amino acids. The transcript has 6 exons. The record is from RefSeq and is a predicted model, not a curated record. Gene Ontology annotation, molecular function: chromatin binding; RNA binding; histone binding. Lineage: Eukaryota; Metazoa; Chordata; Mammalia; Lagomorpha; Leporidae. Gene Ontology annotation, cellular component: nucleoplasm; cytoplasm; nucleolus.